AUUUUCAACUUAUUAUUCGGUUCACUAAAACCCCUGUUUCAAAAUGGUAGCUUCUGAUGGUGGUGGUGAUGGAUCUUGUUCACCGUUGAUUUCACAACCCAAAGAGGCUUCAGCAGACGUUAUGGAAGUUAAGGAAGAAGAGGAAGAAGAAGAGGCAGUGAGUUGUAAAGGUGGUGGUUCUGACGGGUCAUCUUCCUCAUCUAAUUCCACUUCACCAAAGCUCACUAAGCAAAUGGAUCAAGCAAACAAGUCCCAGGAGUUGCUGAAACCAGAAGUCGUCCAAGUCAAAGAAGAGAGCAUUGAGUUUGUGGUGGACGAUUUUGAUGGAACAGAGUACUUCAAUUACGGUAGUGGAUGUGAUACCAAUGGAUCAUAUUCUUCAUCCUCUUCAAUGGUGUUGCCUAAACCCAUGGAGUGUUUGCUGGAAACUGGGCCGCCACCUUUUCUGAACAAGACAUUUCAGAUGGUGGAUGACCCGGAAACCGACCAAAUUGUGUCAUGGAGCCAAGCUCGCCAAAGCUUCAUUGUCUGGGGCUGCCAUGAGUUCUCCAAGACCCUAUUGCUUAAGUACUUCAAGCACAACAAUUUCUCAAGCUUCAUUCGCCAGCUCAAUACUUAUGGAUUCAGGAAGGUUGAUCCGGAUAGGUGGGAGUUUGCAAAUGAGGGUUUUCAAGGAGGGAAGAAGCACUUGCUGAAAAGCAUCACGAGAAGAAGCAGAUACAACAGGCAGCGACCGGGAAGCAAUGUCUCAGCUAAUUCAACCCGAAAAGCCAGUUUAGAAACCCAACUCGAAACUCUGAAGAAGGAUCAGGAUGUAAUGGAAGUCGAAAUCUUGAAUCUCAAGCAGCAACAGAAGUACUCGCAGCAUCAGCUGACUGCUGCCGAAGAGAGGAUCCGAAAUUCCGAGUUUAAGCAGCAAAGAUUGCUGCUUUUCCUGACCAAGACAACAAGGGUACCCAAUUUUGUGGAGCAGCUAAUGCAAAAAGGAGCGGUGAAGAGGGAGCUCGAGGGACGCGAUUUAGGAAAGAGAAGGAGAUUACUUUCAGCCCAAAGGUUCGAAGAUUUUGGUGAUGGUGGAGACCAAGUUCAAGUACUUUGUGAGCACUUGCCGAAAGCAGUGGUUCCUCAACAGCCAGAAACCCCAUUGCCAGCUUCCUUGGUUGAUAAGUCAUGUAGUCCAUUUCAAAGUAACAAGUCACAGACAGAAAUGCACUCUGUUUAUCAUGAUAUGUCUGAGAAAAUGCUAGAGGAAAGUUCAGUUCUUGAUGAUGAAUGUGCAGUCAAUGACUCAAACUUUUACCAGGAAUUGGAGGAUUUAAUUAUCGGGCCACACGAUUUCGAUGAAUUGAUUGUCUAGCCACGUGAUUGGAGUCCAUGGUAGUAUUGGAUGAUCAAACAAGCUGCUUGUGUUGGUUUAAUGCCUUGAUAAGUUGAUAUCAAAGCUGCGAAGAUCUGAGAAUGGAGAUGCAAACCGUUCAGGUUUCCAGGUGACUCGAGGACUCCUUGACCAGCCAUGGCGUCCUUUCUAGUAGUUACAUACUUCUGUCACCUUAAUUCCCUUGUUUUUACAUUUU
Molecule: messenger RNA, 1574 nt
Organism: Argentina anserina (silverweed cinquefoil)
Lineage: Eukaryota; Viridiplantae; Streptophyta; Magnoliopsida; Rosales; Rosaceae
Product: heat stress transcription factor A-2-like
Exons: 3
Coding region: 44-1357 (437 amino acids)
Biological process (GO): cellular response to heat; regulation of transcription by RNA polymerase II
Cellular component (GO): nucleus
Molecular function (GO): RNA polymerase II cis-regulatory region sequence-specific DNA binding; DNA-binding transcription factor activity
Source: RefSeq, a predicted model, not a curated record